This is a messenger RNA of Bacillus rossius redtenbacheri, 3039 nucleotides long. RefSeq lists its product as uncharacterized. The record is from RefSeq and is a predicted model, not a curated record. Lineage: Eukaryota; Metazoa; Arthropoda; Insecta; Phasmatodea; Bacillidae. The coding region runs from base 1 to 3039 and encodes 1012 amino acids. The transcript is spliced from 6 exons.
AUGGCAGUUACAAAGGGUGAAGACAAAUCAUUGAUGACCCCCGUGGUGUGCGGAUGCAUCCGACCCCUGAGCCAGGCAAGUGACGGUUCCGGCAGCUCCGCGCUCCCGAAGGCCAAGUUUCCUGUGCCACGUGGCAUUCCAGUGACAAUGUCGGACACAAAUAAACCGAGUGCGUUGGAUUUAUCGGGCAAUGUUAGCGAAAACUGGUGGAAGUUCAGGCAGAACUUUGAUAUUUCUAGGUUGGCGUCGGGGAAGUCGGAAAAACCUUCGGAAGUGAAAGCUGCAAUACUUCUUAACCUCGUCGGUGAAGAUGCGGUGGAAGUCUUCAAUACUUUUAACCUAAGUGAUGAUGAUCGAAAACAGUUCGACGCAGUGAUAGCAGCAUUUAAAAUGUAUGCUAGUGAGAAAAGAAAUGUUCUGUAUGAGCGUUUUGUGCUCUAUUCGCGAAAACAAAAGGAAGGUGAGCCAUUUCAGCAGUUCAUCACGGACUUGAAGAAGUUGGUGCGCAGCUGUGAGUUUGGGUCUCAAACAGAUGAAAUAAUUAGAAACUGUGUUUUCAUGGGUGUGCGGGACAAGACUUUGCAGAAGGAAAUGCUGCCAACCAAAUAUUUAACCUUAGAGAAAGCAUGUGAUUUAGCGAAGCUAGCAGAAAUAAGCGAUCAACAACUUCAGGGCCUUCAGUCUACAGAAACGCAAAAGUCGUCUGUGACGCCCGAGUGGGGUGCUUCUGUAGAAGUUAACACAGUGCAACAUAAGGCUAAAUGGAACAAAGAGUCGCCGAAGUAUUCCCCACAGACCAGCCUCAAUCUUGUAAAGCUCCCUGACUCUGUCGACUUGGAGAGUCCCACGGCCCGAAAAGACUGGGAAGUGUUUGAAGGAGAUUUUGAAAAUUAUUUAAUCGCAACGGGCCAGGAUGAGGGCCCAGAUAAGGUUAAGAUCGCCCUACUCAAAAACAUGUUAGGCUCCCAAGGACGAGCCCUUUUCGAAACUUUCGACAUCCCACCGGAGGACAAGCUUGUGUAUUCUAAAGUAAAGGAAGCGUAUCGCGUGUUCGUGGCACCAAAAACAAAUCCUUUGUAUGAACGGUUUGUUUUUAACCAGCAUGUGCAACUUGAGGGUGAGACUUUUGAUCAUUUCUUGACUGAUUGCCGCCGCCUGAUUAAAACAUGUGGCUAUGAGCGCCCAGUUUCGCAGGAAGAGAAUAUGCUGGUUGACCGCAUCGUCCAGGGCAUCAGAGAUUCGUCCGUUCGGGAGUCUCUGCUGAGGUUAGACAAUGCUACUCUUACUAAAGUUGCUGCACACUGCCGUCUGAUGGAACAAAGUCAACAACAAGCAAAGGAGAUUCAAGCUCGGAGUUCUACUCACGAUAGUGUAAGUUGUGACUUUGUGUCCACUAAGGAUAGGAAGUCGUCACGCCCAAGACAAAACAGCAAGUUUGGUGAUAACGUAUGUAGAAUUAACAUUCGCGACCAUAGCAACCCUGUUUGUAAGCCUCCAAGAAGGGUCCCUAGAGCAAUCAGACCUGCGUUAAAACAAGAACUGGACAGACUCGAACAGAAAGGCAUUAUAUGUAAAGUUGACAAGCUCAGUGCUAGCGCUUGGGUGAGCAACCUAGUUGUUGUGGAAAAGUCAAGUGGGAAGUUGAGGUUAUGUCUUGAUCCGACUGACCUCAAUAAGGUGGUGAUUCGAGACUACCAUGAAAUACCGACAUUGGAAGAAAUGUCCGAGAAGCUCACAGGGAAAAAAUUUUAUUCAGUGUUUGAUCUUAAGGAAGGGUUCCACCAAGUGCAACUAGAUGAAGACUCGUCUCACAAGUGCUGCUUCUCGACACCAUUUGGGUGCUAUCGCUAUCUACGCAUGCCAUACGGCAUUGCCAAUGCCCCAGAAAAUUUCCAGAAGUUUAUCGAAGAGAACUUUGCCUCUAUUCCUGGAGUGGUGACAUUCUUCGAUGACAUCCUCUGCACAGGCGAAACAGAAGGUGACCAUGAUACGUGUGCUCAGCAAGUGGUGGAGCGUGCAGCCAGCCUUGGCAUCAAGUUCAACCCAGAUAAGCUUCAAUAUAAGGUUUCCGAAGUAAGGUAUGUGGGCCAGAUCUUCUCCGCCGCAGGCAUGUCACCUGAUCCUGAGCGAAUCCGAGCUCUAACUAGUCUACAGGCUCCCAGCAAUCGCAAAGAACUUCAACGUAUGUCUAGUGUGUGUUCCCCAUUGUAUGAACUUCUUAAAGCAGAUGUAGACUGGUUGUGGCUCCCGUGUCAUGAAGAGGCUUUUUGUAAACUCAAGUCGCUCAUCACUAGUGCCCCUGUUCUGGCAACUUUUGAUCCCACAAACCAACUUGUUAUACAGUGUGAUGCAUCACAGAGUGGGCUUGGUGCUACUUUGUUUCAGGAGGGCCCAAAGGGUCUCCACCCUGUGCACAUUGCCUCCAGGUCCCUUACAGCAGCAGAAAAGAGCUACUCCCAGAUUGAGAAGGAGCUCUUAGCAGUUUCUUUUGCCUCAGCUAAAUUUCACUACUAUAUUUAUGAACACGUGGUGAGAGCAUUAAUGUCAAAGGAGAAGCAGAUGAGAGACGUAUACAACAAAACGGCCAGGCGACAGGAGAUAACAUUCGUUAAGGGGGAAACUGUGGUUGUCAAAACCCACAAACAUGACAAGUGGGAGCCGGGAGUCAUUGUGGGCAAACACUCAUCACCUCGCUCCUAUUGGGUGCGAGGAUCAGGUGAUAGGAUAGUGCGUCGCAAUGUGAUCCAUCUGAGAAAAACCACUACCUCGCAGAAGCCCCACCAGUCAGCUCCACGCCUGCUCGAGGUUCCCAACACCAAGACUGAUGGCGAGGAGGGUAACCGCCUGAAGCAGACUCCACGCACCUCAUCAUUGGAGCCUGACUUCCGGGGGUUUGAGCCUCAAACUUCGACGAAUGCAGUGACUGAUGUGUCUACUGUGCAGGGUGAUAAAUCUCAAGAAGCAACAGACAGCAGUGGCCAUACCUUGGCUACCAAAAGUGGAAGGGAGGUGAAGCCUGUGAAGCGCUUAAAUUUGUAA